Nannizzia gypsea CBS 118893 is the source of this 477-nucleotide messenger RNA. RefSeq lists its product as hypothetical. The record is from RefSeq and is a predicted model, not a curated record. NCBI's taxonomy places the organism in Eukaryota, Fungi, Ascomycota, Eurotiomycetes, Onygenales, Arthrodermataceae. The transcript has 2 exons. The coding region runs from base 1 to 477 and encodes 158 amino acids.
AUGGGUUACCCAACCAACGCUGAAAUCAAGACUCUCUUGGAGGCUCAAUUCCACUCCAAGCUCCAAAAGUCCGAUCUCAAUGACGACUCUGAGAGUCUCUUCCAGUUCGGACAUUUGGACGAACUCUUCUCUGAUGAUGUCGAAGUCCAUAUCUCCGGUCACGAAUUUCACUUGAACGGAAAGCACCGCGGCCUCGAUGCCUUCAAGCAACACCUUGAGUCCGAUGACAUGCCAUCCUUGAACUCCAUCAUCGAUGUCAGCAAGCCAAUUAAGGGCAGCGUUUUGCAUGUCAUUGGAGGCGAGCGCGACGAAUGGAAGGCUGCCGUCCUCCACAGUGUUGCAACCACCCAGAACAACACCCCAUGGAACCACGAGAUGGCCGUUCUCAUGCGCUUCAACCACGACGGAAAGAUCACUGAAUUGAGGGCUUAUGCGGAUACCCAGCACGUCCACCAGCACAUCGAGGCCCAUAAGUAA